AUGAGCAGUGCAGUCCCGAUUUCUACUGGAUCCCGGCUGGCACACAUGUCGAGGAGUGGUGCAAGAGCUGGACCGGCACUUCCCAAUUCAUGUCAGGUAGAGAGGAUGGGAUUAGGUCUUGCUAGCCGCAUGGAGUAUACCACCGAAGCUUUCUUCUCUCCCUUGCAUAACUGGGCAAGUAACCUUAACGUUCUCGGCCUGGGAAAUAUCAGCGUAAUUGAUUCUAAAUCCAGCCUCUUCUUGUCAUUUUACGCCCACUAUCAACAACCUCCUUAUGCAACGCCUUAAUAUCCGGAAUCCAAAGAUUCUUCCCGAUGGAAACUCCCCCGGACUCUUUAUCCCAGACGGCGGGUAUCAAUAAACCCUAUUACGGAACAGCGUCGGGUGGCAGAGUCCAUUGUACCUGGAGGGUCAACAGAACUCGGGCAAAACAGGGAAGUGUUAUCGGUUACGUAAACUGGGCCUGGCUUACAUUGCAAUAGCAAUAAUAAUAACAAACAAGGGGUGAACAGACCCGGGAGUGCUGACCUUCGUGGACUAGCCCAUAGUGCCAUCUCGGCAGAAUUCGUCCAGUAGUACUAUCCGCGGUGUUCCU
Nezara viridula (southern green stink bug) is the source of this 595-nucleotide messenger RNA. The record is from the annotation of a GenBank genome assembly. Lineage: Eukaryota; Metazoa; Arthropoda; Insecta; Hemiptera; Pentatomidae.